Messenger RNA from Triticum turgidum subsp. durum (durum wheat), 468 nucleotides. The record is from the annotation of a GenBank genome assembly. Lineage: Eukaryota; Viridiplantae; Streptophyta; Magnoliopsida; Poales; Poaceae.
AUGUCGAGCUUGGAAGUCUUGAAUUUAGCCCACAAUGAUCUCAAUGAGUUCAUACCAUCGUCUCUAACAAAGCUGACAUUUCUCUCCAAAUUUGAUGUCUCCUACAACAACCUCACUGGAGAUAUCCCAACAGGGGGCCAAUUUUCCACAUUCACAAAGGAGAGUUUCGUGGGCAAUGCUGCACUAUGCCUUGGUCGGAAUGGCCCCUGCUUCGGAAAGGCUACUUUUGAAGGAACAGAAAGUGAUGGCACUGAUACCGUAUCCAUAAUGCCCGCAAUGACAUACAUCACCGCAGAAGCGGGAUUCGCUUUCGGGCUUUUGACCGUCUGUAACAUACUGUUUUUCGCAAGGGCUUGGAGGGCCGCGUAUUUUCUGGCUGUUGAUAGGUUCUUUGAUAUGCUCCAUGUCAUAAUAAUGGUGAAGAUGAACAAGCUCAGAAGAAAAUGGGAAGAUAAAGAGCAUCCUUAG